UGAAGGAAAAGCUAAGUGGUCAUUUAGAGCAGCUUUGGUGGCUAGGAGAUUGGUACCUCCGGGAAAAUAAUUUGGUAGCGCUGGGAUGGAAGCUUGAAGAAUAUUUUGCAUUAAAUGUUUUUGGAGGUGGUUCACUGCCUCAUGAAGAAUCUUCACUGGUUGUGAAUAAAGGGGAGGAAUUAAGGCUGAAGUGCAACGAGAAUGGACCUGUGACUUGGAGUUUCCAGAACUCGGACCCAUCAGCAAAAGCAAGGAGUUCCAAUGAGAAAGAGUGGUACACAAAAAACGCAACAGUCAGAGACAUAGGCAGAUACAUAUGCGAAAGCAAAGGGAGUAUUGUCACCUCUUUUUAUGUUUUUGUUAAAGAUCCAAAUGUGCUCUUCCUUGUUGAUUCUCUGAUCUAUGGAAAAGAAGACAGUGACAUCCUGCUAGUGUGCCCACUAACAGAUCCAGAUGUUUCAAAUUUCACGCUGAGAAAAUGCGAUGGCAAGCCUCUCCCCAAAAAUAUGACGUUCAUUCCCAAUCCGCAGAAAGGCAUCGUUAUAAAGAAUGCCCAGAGGUCAUUUAAGGGCUGCUACCAGUGCUUGGCCAAGCAAAACGGAGUUGAGAAAAUAUCGGAGCACAUUUUCCUGAAUGUGAGACCAGUUCACAAAACUCUUCCUGUCAUCACCUUAUCUAAAAGCUAUGAGCUUCUCAAAGAAGGGGAAGAGUUUGAAGUUACAUGCAUAAUCACGGACGUGGAUAGCAGCGUACGAGCUAGUUGGAUUUCUCACAAAAGUGGGAUUGUUACAAGCAAAAGCAGAAAUUUGGGUGAUUAUGGAUACGAAAGGAAAUUAACAUUGAACAUCCGUUCAGUGGGAGUUAAUGAUUCUGGAGAAUUCACAUGCCAAGCAGAAAACCCUUUCGGAAAAACCAAUGUCACAGUAACCUUGAAAGCACUAGCUAAAGGAUUUGUCCGUUUGUUUGCGACAAUGAAUACCACAAUAGAUAUAAACGCAGGACAAAAUGGAAAUUUAACAGUUGAAUAUGAGGCAUAUCCAAAACCAAAGGAAGAAGUCUGGAUGUACAUGAAUGAAACAUUACAGAAUUCAUCGGACCAUUAUGUCAAGUUCAAGACUGUGGGCAAUAACAGUUAUACAAGUGAACUUCACCUUACUCGAUUAAAAGGAACAGAAGGAGGCAUUUACACAUUUUUUGUGUCCAAUUCUGAUGCCAGUUCCUCUGUAACAUUUAACGUCUAUGUGAAAAGUAAGUAA
Tauraco erythrolophus (red-crested turaco) is the source of this 1256-nucleotide messenger RNA. NCBI's taxonomy places the organism in Eukaryota, Metazoa, Chordata, Aves, Musophagiformes, Musophagidae. The record is from RefSeq and is a predicted model, not a curated record.